Molecule: messenger RNA, 1255 nt
Organism: Pisolithus orientalis
Lineage: Eukaryota; Fungi; Basidiomycota; Agaricomycetes; Boletales; Pisolithaceae
Product: 40S ribosomal protein S0
Exons: 4
Coding region: 83-961 (292 amino acids)
Biological process (GO): ribosomal small subunit assembly; cytoplasmic translation
Cellular component (GO): cytosolic small ribosomal subunit; ribosome; 90S preribosome
Molecular function (GO): structural constituent of ribosome
Source: RefSeq, a predicted model, not a curated record
CGGGGACGACCCAGGCAUCUGAAGAGCAAGUCCACGUCGCCGCCGUCGACGUACAACCCAAUAACAACCUUACGGUCCAGUCAUGUCGUCAAAACUACCGUCUGUCCUGAGCGCUACUGACGAGGAGAUACAACUCCUCCUCGCUGCCCAAUGCCAUCUCGGAAUGAAAAACUGCGAUAAGCAAAUGGAGCCAUACGUCUACAAAAGAAGAGUGGACGGCAUUCACAUCAUCAAUAUCGGUAAGACUUGGGAGAAAGUCGUUUUGGCCGCCCGCAUUAUUGCUGCUGUUGAGAACCCCAAUGACGUCUGCGCAAUCUCCGCGCGCCCAUACGGACACCGUGCUGUCCUGAAAUUUGCUGCCAACACUGGAGCACAGGCGAUCGCAGGCCGCUUCACUCCAGGUUCCUUCACCAAUUACAUCACCCGCUCUUUCAAGGAGCCUCGUCUCAUCAUCGUGACUGACCCUCGCGUUGACCACCAAGCUAUCCGUGAAGCUUCCUAUGUCAACAUCCCCGUUAUCGCACUCUGCGACACUGAUGCACCCCUCAAAUUCGUGGAUGUCGCCAUCCCGACAAACAACAAAACGCGUCAUUCGAUUGGUCUUAUCUGGUGGUUGCUUGCCCGGGAAGUUCUUCGGCUGCGUGGAACUAUCCCACGUACCUCUGAUGGUUGGAACGUCAUGGUAGACAUGUUCUUCUACCGCGACCCCGAAGAGGUGGAGAAGCAACAGCAGGAAGAGGCUCAGGCUAAGCUCGCUGUCACUGAUACGGAGGCACCUGCUACCUUCCCCGAGUGGGACGCCACGAAUGCACCCCAAGCGGGCGCCAUCGACCCUACUCUGGCACAGAAUGCUAGUGGCAUUGACUGGGCUGCGGAUACAGCACCUGGUUCGACAGACUGGUCAGCAGAGCCUGCUACAGGCAAUUGGGGUGCGGAUGCCCCUACCAGCGGGUGGGAUUAAGCGCAACUCUUGUGGUGUGGGUCGAGCGUAGCAUCUGCUUUUACUUAUUCAUCCGUGGGAACCCCGUCGUCAACUGAAAGGCAGUAUGUUCACUUUCGAUCAUCCUAUUCUGUCUACGUAUCUUUUCGUGCACAUGAAACAUGCCAAAAUAUGACCAUGCGAGUAGUGCAUAGCAUGAUUUAGUGUGGAAUGCUCGUUUGGGUGUGUAAGUGUUGGUACUAGCUCCUCUACCUAGAUCUGCCAUCUUGUAGCAUGUGCCACGGGGGUGCAGUAACGUCUGGAGAGCAUCCGUUG